This is a messenger RNA of Anopheles coluzzii, 3727 nucleotides long. It is a transcript of the gene gammaCOP, whose product is annotated as coatomer subunit gamma. The record is from RefSeq and is a predicted model, not a curated record. Gene Ontology annotation, molecular function: structural molecule activity. NCBI's taxonomy places the organism in Eukaryota, Metazoa, Arthropoda, Insecta, Diptera, Culicidae. Gene Ontology annotation, cellular component: endoplasmic reticulum-Golgi intermediate compartment; COPI vesicle coat; endoplasmic reticulum. Gene Ontology annotation, biological process: protein secretion; endoplasmic reticulum to Golgi vesicle-mediated transport; organelle transport along microtubule. The coding region runs from base 205 to 2838 and encodes 877 amino acids. The transcript is spliced from 8 exons.
CAGGCCGAACAGGGCAGCAGCAAAAAAAAACUACAUCAAUUAUUGUGACGUGGUUGAAAAUUUAGGACCGAGGAAAAGUGUUUCGUUUGUCCGGCACAAAAUUGCAUUAGAUUUCGUUGAAAAAUCCAUCCCCGCACGGUGCAGCUGGUGGUAUUGUGAAGCCGCAAAGAUAACGCACACACCAGCCCGGUCCCGGUUAUCAGGAUGAGCUCGUUUAAGCGAGAUAACAAGGAGGAAGAUGACGGUGGCAAUCCGUGGCAAAACCUGGAGAAGACGUCGGUGCUGCAGGAGACGCGAAUGUUCAACGAGACGCCGGUGAACGCACGCAAAUGUACACACAUCCUCACCAAGAUUCUGUACCUGCUCAAUCAGGGUGAGGUGCUGGGCACCCGGGAAGCGACGGAGUGUUUCUUCGCGAUGACGAAGCUGUUCCAAUCGAAGGACGUCGUGAUGCGUCGCAUGGUGUACCUCGGCAUCAAGGAGCUGAGCCCGAUCGCGGACGACGUGAUCAUUGUGACGAGCUCGCUGACGAAGGACAUGACCGGGAAGGAGGAUCUGUACCGUGCGCCGGCCAUCCGCGCCCUGUGCAGCAUCACGGACAGCACGAUGCUGCAGGCGGUGGAGCGCUACAUGAAGCAGUGCAUCGUCGACCGGAACGCGCCCGUGUCGAGCGGUGCGCUCGUUAGCUCGCUCCAUCUGGCCAGCACGGCCGGGGAGGUGGUGAAGCGCUGGGCCAACGAGGCGCAGGAAGCGCUGAACAGCGACAACAUUAUGGUGCAGUACCAUGGGCUCGGGCUGCUCUACCACAUCCGCAAGGCGGACCGGCUCGCCGUCACCAAGCUGGUGAACAAGCUGACGCGCCAGCACUUGCGCAGCCCGUACGCCACCUGCUUCCUGAUUCGCAUUGCGUGCAAAAUCAUGGAGGAGGAGGACGCGAGCGGCAACGCAACCGAAGACUCGCCGCUGUUCAACUUCGUCGAGUGCUGUCUGCGCAACAAGUCCGAGAUGGUGGUGUACGAGGCGGCCCACGCCGUCGUCAAUCUGAAGCGCACGAAUCCGCGCGAACUGUCGACCGCGGUCAGCAUACUGCAGCUGUUCUGCGGCUCGUCGAAGGCCACGCUCCGCUUUGCGGCCGUGCGCACCAUGAACAAGGUGGCGAUGCUGCACCCGCCCGCCGUCAACGUGUGCAAUCUCGAUCUGGAGGGGCUGAUUGCCGACUCGAACCGGUCGGUGGCGACGCUCGCCAUCACCACGCUGCUGAAGACGGGCGCGGAAAGCUCGGUCGAGCGGCUGAUGAAGCAGAUCGCCACGUUUGUGGCGGAAAUUUCGGACGAGUUCAAGCUGGUGGUGGUGCAGGCGAUCCGCUCGCUGUGCACCAAGUUCCCGCGCAAGCACGCGGUCACGAUGAACUUCCUGAGCGGGAUGCUGCGCGAGGAGGGCGGGCUGGAGUAUAAAACGUCGAUCGUCGACACGAUCAUACUGAUCAUUGAGGAGAACCCGGACGCGAAGGAGGCGGGCCUGGGGCAUCUGUGCGAGUUCAUCGAGGAUUGUGAGCACACGUCGCUGGCGGUGCGAAUACUGCACCUGCUCGGCAAGGAGGGCCCCUACUCGAAGUGCCCGUCGCGCUACAUCCGCUUCAUCUACAACCGGGUCAUCCUGGAGAAUGCGACCGUGCGGGCGGCGGCCGUCGCUGCCAUCGCACAGUUCGGUGCCUGCUGUCCGGAUCUGCUGCCGAACGUGCUGGUGCUGCUGAACCGCUGCCAGAUGGAUUGCGACGACGAGGUGCGCGAUCGGGCCACCUACUACUACACCAUCCUGAACCAGUCGAACCCGGAGCUGAACAAGCGGUUCAUUGCCGACCACGAGAUCGUAUCGCUGCCACUGCUGGAAAAGUCACUGAACGAACAUCUGAAGGGUCCGCUGGCCGAGCGGUUCGAUCUGUCGAUCGUGCCAAAGUCGCAGGUCGUCCAGCCGGAGGUGAACGAGGAGGUGAUGAUCAUGAACAAAGCGGCACCAAAAAUUGCACGCGUCAAUCGCGAAGAGGUUAACACGGAGAAGCUGCUGGCCAUCCCGGGCAUCCAUCAUGUCGGCGCGCUGCACAAAUCCUGCGCUCCGGUGCAGCUGACCGAAAGCGAAACCGAGUACACGGUGUCCUGCAUCAAGCACUGCUUCGCGCAUCACAUCGUUUUCCAGUUUGACUGUGUCAACACCCUGUCCGAUCAGCUGCUGGAGAAUGUGCGCGUCGAUCUGGAGCUGCCGGAAGGGUUCGUGUCGCGUGCCGUCAUACCGUGUGCGAAGCUGCCGUACGGUGACAAAGAAUCGACCUACGUUAUCGUUCAAUUCCCCGAAGACGUGCCCAGCUCGAUCGCCACACUGGGUGCCACAUUACGCUUUUUGGUAAAGGAUUGCGAUCCGGCCACCGGUCAGCCCGAUUCGGACGAAGGCUACAACGAUGAGUACAUACUGGAGGACAUUGAGGUCACCGUGGCGGAUCAGAUGCAGAAAUCCAAGAAGCAAAACUUCCUCGCCGCGUGGGAAAGUGCCGAUACGGAGGAAUGGGUCGAAGCGGAAGACACGUUCGAGCUGUCGUCGGUGACCAGUUUGCAGGAUGCCGUCAACACGAUCCUUAAAUUCCUUGGCCUAGCGCCGGCGAACCUGUCCGAGAACGUGCCGGAUGGUGCUCAUACCCAUACGUUACUCUGCUCUGGCACGUUCCGUGGUGGUGUUGAGGUGCUCGUCCGCUCCAAGCUGGCCGUGGCCGAUGGUGUCACAAUGCAGCUGACAGUUCGGUCGACGGAUAUGGACGUGGCGGAACUAAUUACAUCCGCAGUAGGCUAAGCAAACCACACACACCCACACACAUACAUGCGAGACAUACGACAGCUUCUAGACAGUCUGACACGAUACAGAACCUCCCCUCUCCACAGGGCCCUCCACCCCCCCUUUUCCAACACGUGUGGGGCUUUUACUGGGGGUCAUUAGACUUUAAACGGUUGUAGAAAACGCGCACGAAAAGCAAAGGGACACGCAUGUCGUCCCACGUGCUCUGUGCUGUUGCCGGCUGUCGACGGCUCUUAUUACUUCAUUCCGUGCAUUAUAAUAUCCCAAAACGCGUGAGCCUUCGCGCAUGAAACUAGCAGCAAACGAAACACAAACAAGCAAGGAAACAAAAGUGUGGAAUAUAUUUUUAACUUACGUUACAUCUAGCGACAGAAACGAAGCAGACAUUGAAGUGGUGCGCGAUGCAGGAAGCGUGUGUUAUCGUACGAAUUUCGUUAAGUCCUUUUUUAAAGGAAACUGAAUAGCAAACACUUGCUUCAAGCUUCCUCGAACCACAUCCACACAUCGAGAACAGUUCUUUUUUUAUCCGCCACUUUUGCUUUCAACAAACAACACCAAAACGAGAGAGAGGCACGGAGGCAUCGUGAACAUACAUAUAUUUUGUGAACAAAGUGCUUUGUUUGUUAAGGCGCAUUUGCCGCGACCGGGUUGGAUCUGGAGCUCACUUACACUUAAGCUGGUCCAUUCGGCCGGAUCAUACACCUUAGCUCUCCUCCGUUUCGCACCAUCUCCCAUUGUCCCGGGCCAGCAAUUUCCACGGCUUUCUUUUUUUUCUUCCCGCAAAAGGGGCGCACGUGUAUGUGAAUAUGUAUUAAUUAGUAUAAUCUGAGGAAACCCAACACGAGGAACAAUAAUAAAGAAGCAUGUUUACUUUUGUUUUCUUUAA